Vanessa atalanta (red admiral) is the source of this 1105-nucleotide messenger RNA. Its product is annotated as lysophosphatidylserine lipase ABHD12-like. The record is from RefSeq and is a predicted model, not a curated record. The transcript has 10 exons. Gene Ontology annotation, molecular function: monoacylglycerol lipase activity; phosphatidylcholine lysophospholipase A1 activity. Gene Ontology annotation, cellular component: endoplasmic reticulum membrane. The coding region runs from base 11 to 1105 and encodes 364 amino acids. Lineage: Eukaryota; Metazoa; Arthropoda; Insecta; Lepidoptera; Nymphalidae. Gene Ontology annotation, biological process: monoacylglycerol catabolic process; phosphatidylserine catabolic process.
AGUUGUAAAAAUGGUUAUCGCGGCGCUACUACUAACAGGUGCAUCUUUAACAGCUAGUGUGCUAGUCUUACAAAUUGCAGUAAUACCACUGUUGUUUAAAUAUAGCAAGUCCGUACAAAGAAAAAUUGUUUUCUCAAACUGCAUAAACUAUCCAAAAAAUCUUGACUUUGAAAGUCCUUCCAGCUGUAAUGUUUUGGGAGGUAGAAAUUGUAAAAUACAAUUUCAGUCGACUGUUGAUGAUAGUCCAAUCAAAUUAGGUGUUUGGCACAUCAUACCGUGUUCGCUAUUUCGAGAGUUAUUUGUGAUACACGAUUGCUUGACACUCGAACAAAGACUUCAAAAUGAGCUAAAUAAAUCGCAUAAUACUAUUGUCCUGUAUUGUCAUGGUAAUUCAAAUCACAGAGCGUCACCGCAUCGCUUGACUCUCUACAAAGUGUUUCAGGCGAUGAAUUUCCACGUCAUAACGUUUGACUACAGAGGUUAUGGAGACUCCAGUCGCGUACGUCCAACAGAGAAGGGCGUGGUCGAGGAUGCUCUCCAAGUGUACUCCUGGUUGAUGGAGUGCCUACAAGGAAACGACAAGGUCACUGUUAUUUUGUGGGGACACUCUCUGGGUACAGCGAUCGCAGCGAAUCUAGUUUCAAAUCUAGACGAACUUUGUUCUAACCGCGGCUCGGCCUGUCUUCCGCUUCCCAAGGCCCUGGUACUGGAAGCACCAUUUAACAACCUCGUUAACGAAAUCGAAAGGCAUCCAUUUUCAAAACUUGUAUCCUGGUUACCAUAUUACAAGGAUUCGUUCUUGAAGCCGUUCAGCUCGUCAUCAGAGUACAACUUCACGACGGACCAGUAUCUCAGCACCGUGACGAGGCUACCCGUGCUGAUUCUGCAUUCGAAAGGAGAUAAAAUAGUACCUUACGAUCUAGCCGUUAAGUUAUAUGAAUGUUUGAAGAGAUCGCGGGGUGAAAACGGAGCUCCACUUGAAUUUCAUGUGUUUGACAAGGGGCACAAUGAUAUUUGUGAAGCGCCCGGCUUGCCUCAAGUUAUUACAAAAUUCAUGAACACGAUCAAGAGUAGGGAAGCUGUUGAAAAUAAUAACUCAUUAUAA